Parnassius apollo (apollo) is the source of this 342-nucleotide messenger RNA. Lineage: Eukaryota; Metazoa; Arthropoda; Insecta; Lepidoptera; Papilionidae. The record is from the annotation of a GenBank genome assembly.
AUGGAUCACAAGACUGUAAUAAUACUUUGUGCGAUACUAACCAUUGUAAAUUGCAAAAGUGUGAUAGUUGGACAAAUAUAUGAUCACAACGGAAUUGUUAGAAAGGUGCACGAGCAAAUUGUAGAAUCGUCCAGCAUUCCGUUCAUAAAGAGAGAGCAAGAAGUGUAUUUCGAGUAUCCAGUAGGUGAUCAAAGGAUAAAAGGGAUUGCGAUAAAAGAUUUGGAAAAUGGUCUCGCUGAACCAUCUAUAACCAGAGGUGGUUUGGGAUUCAAUUUUGUCAACAUAAAAUUGAAAAGCGAACGAGGAUCUGGAUACAAGUUUUUAAUUGAAAUUUACGCUUGA